This is a messenger RNA of Gekko japonicus, 2573 nucleotides long. Its product is annotated as protocadherin beta-16-like. Gene Ontology annotation, cellular component: plasma membrane. The annotation marks the transcript as partial. Lineage: Eukaryota; Metazoa; Chordata; Lepidosauria; Squamata; Gekkonidae. The record is from RefSeq and is a predicted model, not a curated record. The transcript is spliced from 3 exons. Gene Ontology annotation, biological process: homophilic cell-cell adhesion. Gene Ontology annotation, molecular function: calcium ion binding.
AUGGAUGAUACCUUCAGGAUCAUGAAAGGUCUGUCUCUUUUGUUCUUACUCUCUCUGUCUGGAGUGGUGUGUGUCUCAAUUCGCUAUUCGUUGCCGGAAGAGAAGAAAAGUGGGUCUCUGGUGGCUAAUGUGCUGAAGGAUUUGAAGCUGGGACCAGGGGAGCUCUCUGCUCGCAGAGCCCAGCUGGUUUCCAAAAGCAAGAAGCAGUAUUUCCAGCUGGAUAACCGUUCUGGGAAUCUCUUUAUAAAUGACAAGAUAGACAGAGAAGCUUUGUGUGGCAAAAUGGACUCUUGCUUAGUGUUGUUUGAAAUUGUGCUCCAGAACCCUUUAAAGAUCUACAAUAUGGAGACAGAGAUAGACGAUGUGAAUGACAACACUCCUGCAUUCUCUCAAAAUGAAUUCAUGUUUGACAUUUCUGAACAUGUUCCUACAAAUACGCGAUUUCCCUUGGAAUCUGCCCGAGAUGCAGAUUUGGGUGAAAACAGCAUCCAGAACUACACACUCAGCCCCAAUGCGUAUUUCAGGCUGGAUGUACAAAGUGAUGAGUUUGGGAGCAAAUAUGUAGACCUUGUUCUGGAGAAACCACUGGACAGGGAGAAGGAGGCACAUGUUGGGCUGACCCUCACAGCUGUUGAUGGAGGGGUGCCCCAGAGAACAGGCACAGUUCUAAUAAAGGUCAGUGUUCUGGACAGCAAUGACAACUUCCCUCAGUUUACACAAUCUGAAUAUAAAGUGAAGCUAAAGGAAAACAGUCCUCGUGGUACUCCAGUGUAUAAAGUGGAAGCCAGAGAUUUGGAUUUUGGUUCAAACGCACAGAUCUCCUAUUCAUUCCAUCGGGUGCCUGAUCAAAUUCAUCACUUGUUCAACUUGAAUCAGAGCACUGGUGAAAUCACCGUUUUGGGUCCAAUUGACUAUGAAGAAGAAUCCAGCUAUGACAUGAACGUUAAAGCCACAGAUGGAGGGGGUCUUUCAGGAGUCUGCAAGGUCUUGGUGCUUGUUGAGGAUGAGAAUGACAAUGUCCCAGAAGUGGUGGUCGUAUCACACACCAGCGCAUUGCCAGAGGAUUCUGCCUUAGAUGUGCUAGUUGUGCUCUUCAGCGUCACAGACCGAGACUCUGGAGACAAUGGCAGGACGUCUUGCUCCAUUGAAGCAGGCCUCCCUUUUGGACUCAAGCCCUCAGACAAUAACUAUUACCAGCUCGUGACCCAGAAGCCCCUAGACUGGGAAAGAGACUCUGAGUACAACGUCACGAUCACAGCCACAGACUGGGGCUCUCCCAGGCUCUCUUCCUUCACAAUAAUUAACGUCCAGAUCUCUGACAUCAAUGACAACUCUCCGGUAUUUGAGAAAUCACUGUAUCAUAUGCAGCUACGGGAAAACAAUAUCCCAGGACUGCUGAUAGGAUUGGUCCAAGCUAAGGACCUGGACAUGGAGCAGAAUGCCAAAGUGACCUACUCUCUUUUGCCUGGGAAGGUCAGCGAUCAACCCGUGUCCUCUUACGUCUCCAUCAACUCUGAAACUGGGAAUCUGUACGCCAUCCGAUCAGUGGACUAUGAGCAGGUGAAAGAUUUCCAGGUGACCGUGAGGGCUGUGGACAGUGGUUCUCCUCCCCUGAGCUCUGAAGUUAUGGUCCGAGUUCUGAUCGUGGAUGAAAAUGAUAAUGCCCCAUUCAUCCUUUACCCUCUUCAGAACGGCACUUCCCCGUCCAAUGACCUGGUUCCCAGGGGGGCGGAAGCUGGCUACCUGGUCACCAAGGUGGUGGCAGUGGACAGAGAUUCCGGUCAGAAUUCUUGGCUUACCUAUGAGCUCCUGAAGGCCACAGAACCGGGUCUAUUUUCAGUGGAAACUCAUAAUGGAGAAGUAAGGACUACUCGUGUGGUUACCAGUCAGGACGCUUUCAAGCAGAGACUCCUCAUAGUGGUGAAAGACAAUGGGGAAGCACCCCAGUCCAGCACGUCAAGUCUCAGUAUCCUUCUUGUUGAUGGGUUUUCAGACUCACAUAUGCAAAUUGCGGAUCUGCCACCUGAAGAAGAACAGAACGAUUCCCUAACCUUGUAUUUAAUAAUAUCCUUAUGUUUCAUUUCUUUUCUCUUCUUGUUUUCCGUGUUAACGGUGAUUGUCAUUUGGAUACACAAAAGAAGGAAUUACCAGAAAGGAAGUCACGUUUCUUCUGGGAAUUUCUACUGUGAUGCUGACUUUGUUCCUAAUUCUUCUGGUCCGAAUGGCUCUGGGACUCUUUCUCGUCCAAAUUACUAUGAGGUCUUCUUAACGGCUGGGUAUGGGACCAACGAAUUUAAAGUUCUCAGCCCUCUGCUGCCUUCACUAGCUGUGGAUCUUAAAGCUCCUAUGGCUUCUAGCAAUGACCCUCAGCCAAGCAAGGGAACGAUAACGGAGAUAACGGACAGCCGUUUGGUCACGGUGGUGGAAAGGGCCAUGAAGUCACACCCGACUUAUGGGCAAGAGGCUUUCAGAGGAGACCUGCUCAACCAGUUAAUGAAAGAUGAUCCUUCUACUGUAAAAGGGGCAGAAACACUAAUGCUUGGAGAAAUGUUGACUUUGCCUCAGAACUUUGG